AUGACCACCUUUGCCCGCGCAACUGAUCGAGUUCUGGAUACAUUAUUGCUUGCGACCGGCGGCACUCCCGCAGAAGUCGUCCUGGCUGACGAUCGCCAACCUUCUACAUCCCCAUUCAUCACCGACGACCCAUCCACCCCGAAUACCCCCCUUCCACCUUCCAGCACAAGAUUCUCAGCCCCAACUCCUCAAGAUCAACAAAUACUACAAGAAUUACAACAAUACACGAGCUCGUCUGCAAGCACUUCCGCAGUAGGCUCCCCAGCUCUCCUGCCUUCCCAAACCCAAGUCCUCGGCCGUCGACAGCGGGAAAGCUCAACAGAUUCGGAGGAGCAAGACGGUAUCCAACAGGGUCUAAGGGCUCCAGCGAAUGCCCAGUCGAGCAGCAACGACCAUCGAGCAAAACGAAGACGGCAAGGUUCUAGAAUGAGAUUAGAGGGAGAGAACAAUAGCUCAAAUGGGACCUCGAGGCCAUUCUCCAAUGGGUCGGGGCCUUCCGCCCUGCAUAAAGCUGCACUCUCGAAUUCUGCGAACGGCACGCGUCGCUCUUCGGUAGCGAUGAACGGGUCGAAUACAAACGGACACUCAAGUGGGAAGCAGAAGCCAACAUAUUUUGGCCACGACCGAGAAGAAGUGACUAGGAUUUUGAUACAGUCCCUUACAGACCUGGGAUAUAACUCUGCUGCUUCAAGUUUGAGUCAAGAAAGUGGUUUCAAUUUGGAGAGUCCAACCGUAGCCAAGUUCAGAAAUGCUGUGCUGGACGGAGAGUGGUCGCAAGCAGAGAGUUUACUGUUUGGAGGCUCACUAGAAGAUGGAGGAGUCAGUAUUGACGGAGAUGGCCUAGUUCUACAAGAGGGAGUGGACAGAAAUGUUAUGCGCUUCUGGUUAAGGCAACAGAAAUUUCUGGAACUGCUCGAACAACGGGAUACGGGAAGAGCUUUAAUGGUACUUCGCCUGGAACUCACACCCCUCUAUCAGGACACAACCAAACUUCAUUUCCUUUCAAGCUUACUAAUGUGCCAAUCAACUGAAGAUCUCAAGAGCAAAGCAGAGUGGGAUGGAGCCGAAGGACAUUCUCGCCAGCACCUACUCUCUGAACUUUCUAAAUGCAUCUCGCCCUCAGUCAUGCUACCAGAACACAGAUUAGCCGUAUUACUAAGCCAAGUAAAACGGAACCAGAUAGACAAUUGUCUUUACCACAACACUUCGGCGUCCCCAUCUUUAUACCAAGACCACGCUUGUGAUAGGAGCCACUUCCCUCUUCACACUGUUCUGGAACUGGACAAACAUACAGGUGAAGUAUGGCAAGUGAAGUUUUCGAAUGAUGGGGAACGCUUAGCGAGUUGUGGGAAAGAUGGAACCUGUCUCAUCUAUGAGGUGGGAAGCUUUGAUGUGCUUCAAAAUCUUACCAAAUCAGAAGCUGGAAUUGCUUCAAUAUCCUGGAGUCCUGAUGAUUCGAUGAUUGUCACGUGUGGGAGAGAUCAUCUUGCUAUUCUUUGGGACACUCACACUGGGCAAAUACUAAAACAAUUACCCCGCUUUGGGGAGCCUGUGAGCAGUUGCGUGUGGGCUCCAGAUGGUCAAACUUUCGUGAUAGGCUGUCUUGACAAGGAGCGAAACCUGAGUCAAUGGAAUCUUCACGGUGAUACGAUUUAUGACUGGGGCCGAAAUCAUCGGAUACAAGACAUUGCAGUCUCACCAAAUGGGCACUACUUAGUGGCUAUGGACAACGAGACUCAUCUCCACGUUUACAAUUUUGUCACUCGAGAACUCGAGUAUGAACUUGAUAUGAAGGUCACCAUGACCUCCGUUAGUAUCAGUCAAAACUCGCGGUAUCUGUUGGUCAACAAGACCGAUGGCGAGGCUCAAAUGUUGGAUUUAGACACACAAGCUACUGUCCGGUCAUUCAAAUCUGGGGUCAAGGGUGGAAAUUUUGUCAUCCGGGCAACAUACGGCGGCGCCAAUGAGAGUUUCGUGAUUUUUGGAAGCGAAGAGGGCCAAGUUUUCAUCUGGCACAAGGAAACCGGCCAGCUGAUUGAAAGAUUGGAAGGACAUGGCAAGGCAUCGUGCAAUUCCGUGUCCUGGAACCCGAACAACCCAUCAAUGUUCGCCACCGUUGGAGAUGAUGCGAAAGUCCGAAUAUGGGCAGAUGUCGAUCACUUAGAAAGGAGGAUAUCGAAUGGCUCCCAACGUCACUCCAAUGGCCGGUAG
Molecule: messenger RNA, 2211 nt
Organism: Cadophora gregata
Lineage: Eukaryota; Fungi; Ascomycota; Leotiomycetes; Helotiales; Ploettnerulaceae
Exons: 7
Coding region: 1-2211 (736 amino acids)
Biological process (GO): proteasome-mediated ubiquitin-dependent protein catabolic process
Cellular component (GO): GID complex
Molecular function (GO): protein binding
Source: RefSeq, a predicted model, not a curated record